Molecule: messenger RNA, 3032 nt
Organism: Spea bombifrons (plains spadefoot toad)
Lineage: Eukaryota; Metazoa; Chordata; Amphibia; Anura; Pelobatidae
Gene: USP15
Product: ubiquitin specific peptidase 15
Exons: 22
Coding region: 25-2964 (979 amino acids)
Biological process (GO): protein deubiquitination
Molecular function (GO): cysteine-type deubiquitinase activity
Source: RefSeq, a predicted model, not a curated record
GCGCGCAGCUGUCAGUGGUGGAAGAUGGCGGAGGGUGGAGUGGUUGAUCUGGAGACUCAGAGAACUGAAGUGUCGGCUCUGCUGAAAACCCAGCUUCGCAGAGGAGACACAUGGUACUUAAUUGAUAGUCGCUGGUUCAAGCAGUGGAAAAAAUAUGUUGGCUUUGACAGUUGGGACAAAUACCAGAUGGGAGAUCAGAAUGUGUACCCUGGUCCCGUUGAUAACUCUGGCCUUCUCAAAGAUGCUGAUACACAGUCACUCAAGGAGCACCUCAUUGAUGAACUUGACUACAUUUUGCUGCCAACUGAAGGCUGGAACAAACUUGUUAGCUGGUACACAUUGAUGGAAAACCAAGAGCCAGUAGCACGCAAGGUGGUUGAACAGGGUAUGUUCGUAAAGCACUGCAAAGUAGAAGUAUACCUAACAGAAUUAAAACUGUGUGAGAAUGGGAAUAUGAGUAAUAUUGUAACAAGAAGAUUUAGCAAAGCAGACACAAUAGAUAUGAUUGAAAAGGAAAUGAGAAAAAUCUUCAAUAUUCCAGAAGAAAAAGAGACCAGACUGUGGAACAAAUACAUGAGCAAUACAUUUGAGCCUCUGACCAAAACAGAAAGCACUAUACAGGAUGCUGGCUUGUAUCAAGGACAGAUGCUAGUAAUAGAACAGAAAGGUCAGGAUGGACAGUGGCCGAGAGGUACUAUGCCUAAGUCACCAGGGGCACAACAUUUUUCAACAUUACCAAAGAUUUCUUCAUCUCUGUCCAAUAAUUAUAACAGCUUCAACAACAGAAAUGUGAAAAAUUCAAACUACUGCCUCCCUUCAUAUGCUGCUUACAAGAACUAUGAAUACUCUGAGCCAGGGCGACACAAUGAGCAGCCAGGCCUUUGUGGGCUCAGCAAUCUGGGGAACACGUGUUUUAUGAAUUCUGCAAUUCAGUGCUUGAGCAAUACUCCGCCACUAACUGAAUACUUCCUCAAUGAUAAGUAUCAGGAAGAGUUAAAUCUGGAUAAUCCUUUGGGUAUGCGGGGAGAAAUAGCCAAAUCUUAUGCAGACCUCAUCAAACAAAUGUGGUCAGGGAAAUACAGCUAUGUAACACCAAGAGCAUUUAAGACUCAGGUUGGGCGUUUUGCACCUCAGUUUUCUGGUUAUCAGCAACAAGAUUGUCAAGAAUUGCUUGCCUUUCUAUUAGAUGGCUUACACGAAGACUUAAAUCGAAUUCGAAAAAAGCCUUAUAUCCAGUUGAAAGAUGCAGAUGGUAGGCCUGACAAGGUAGUUGCUGAAGAAGCUUGGGAGAACCAUAUUAAAAGAAAUGACUCCAUCAUUGUUGAUAUAUUCCAUGGGUUAUUUAAGUCCACGCUAGUAUGUCCUGAGUGCGCUAAAAUUUCUGUGACGUUUGAUCCUUUUUGUUAUUUAACUCUUCCACUACCAAUGAAAAAAGAACGGAGUUUGGAGGUAUAUCUAGUAAGAAUGGAUCCUCUUUCCAAGCCUAUGCAGUAUAAAGUAAUUGUUCCAAAGAUUGGAAAUAUGAUGGACCUUUGUACAGCUCUGUCUUCGCUGUCUGAUAUUCCUCCAGAAAAGAUGGUAGUUACUGAUAUAUACAACCAUAGAUUUCACAGAAUAUUUGCUAUGGAUGAGAACUUAAGUAGCAUUAUGGAGCGAGAUGACAUUUAUGUAUUUGAAACCUCAAUCAACAGAACAGAAGAAACAGAACAAGUCAUAAUUCCUGUUUAUUUACGUGAGAAGUUUCGCCAUACCAGUUAUAGUCAUCAUCAUGGUUCUACAUUGUUUGGCCAACCAUUUCUUCUGACUGUGCCUAGAAAUAUAACAGAAGACAAGCUGUACAACCUUCUUUUAGUAAGAAUGUGCCGAUAUAUUAAAACAGGGUGUGAUGCUGAUGAAAAUGAGGGAUCCCUACACUGCAAUAAAGAACAUACUAUCAAUGGUAACGGUCCUAAUGGAAUACAUGAGGAAGGAUCUCCAAGUGAAAUGGAAACUGAUGAACCUGAUGAUGAGUCUAGUCAAGAUCAAGAGCUUCCUUCAGAGAAUGAAAACAGCCAGUCAGAAGACUCUGUUGGAGGAGAUAAUGAUUCUGAAAAUGGACUGUGCACCGAAGAAACUUGCAAAGGACAGUCCCUCGCGGGGCAGAAAAAACGUCUGUUUACAUUCCAUUUUACUACUUUGGGCAAUGCUGAUAUCAGCUAUAUAAAGGAUGAUACCAGGUAUAUUCGAUUUGAUGAUAGGCAACUAAGACUAGAUGAAAGAUCGUACCUUGCCUUAGAUUGGGAUCCAAAGCUAAAGAAAAGAUACUUUGAUGAAAAUGCAGCAGAGGAUUUUGAAAAACAUGAAAGCAUGGAUUUCACACCACAGAAAAAAUCCUUCAUGAAAUUAAAAGACUGCAUAGAACUUUUUACUACCAAGGAAAAAUUAGGGGCUGAGGAUCCAUGGUACUGUCCGAAUUGCAAAGAACAUCAGCAAGCAACCAAAAAAUUAGACCUUUGGUCUUUACCCCCCGUCCUAGUGGUCCAUUUAAAACGUUUUUCCUACAGUAGAUAUAUGAGGGAUAAGUUGGAUACAUUUGUUGACUUUCCUGUAAGUGACCUAGACAUGUCAAAAUUCCUUAUUAAUCCAAAUGCUGGACCAUGUUGCUACAAUUUAAUUGCUGUAUCUAAUCAUUACGGAGGAAUGGGAGGCGGACAUUAUACAGCUUUUGCAAAGAAUAAAGAUGAUGGCAAAUGGUACUAUUUUGAUGACAGCAGUGUGUCGGUUGCCUCCGAGGACCAGAUAGUGUCCAAAGCGGCUUAUGUGCUUUUCUAUCAGAGACAAGACACAAUGAGUGGGACGGGCUUCUUUCCGCUAGACAGAGAAGCUAAACUUGGCGCUUCAGCUGCCACUGGUGCCCCACUGGAGAGUGAUGAAGAGACAAAUGAAAAUGACAUAGAGAAUGAAAACUGUAUGCAUACAAACUAGUGAGGCCUAUGAAGCUAUUAAAUAGGAUGGAAAAAUAAUACAAUUAAAAUUAACGUGUCCACCAAAAA